AUGGUUCUUAAUAUUGAGUCUUUUCGUGAAGAGAAAGGUGGUGACGUUGCCUUGAUAGUUGAAAACCAGAAAAAACGUUUUAAGGAUGUCAGUGUUGUUGAUGAAAUUGUAAAAUUUGACAAACUUUGGAGAGAGCAACGUUUUCAAUUGGAUGGAUUAAAUAGAUCUAAAAAUGUAGUAAAUAAAGUUAUUGGAGAUAAGAUGAAAAAAAAAGAAAAUCAAGGACCAGAAGAUUCUCCUGUACCAGAAGAAAUUUUAAAAAAACUUGAUUCACUUUUAGCUGAUGAUUUAAAUACACUUAAUGUUCAUGCUUUAAAAAAGAUAAGUCCAUUAAUAGAUCAAGCUUCAAUUCAAUUAAAAAUUGAUAUGACUGAGUCUGAAAAAAAGCGUGACAAAUUACUUGUAUCUGUUGGAAAUUGGCUUCACAAAUCUGUAGUAGUCAGUAAUGAUGAGGAUGACAACGAAGUAGUUAAAACUUUUGGAGAUUGUGAAACAACUAAAAAAUAUUCACAUUUUGAUCUUGUUACAAUGAUUGAUGGUUAUGAUUCAGAACGGGGUGUUCGUGUUGCUGGUUCUCGUGGCUAUUUUCUUAAAGAACCACUUGUUUUCUUAGAAUUGGCUUUAGUACAUUAUGCUCUUCAAAUGCUUAGUGAUGCUGGGUAUACAGCUUUAUAUCCACCAUUUUUCAUGAGAAAAGAAAUUAUGUCAGAGGUAGCACAACUUUCACAAUUUGAUGAAGAACUUUAUAAAUUAAAUGAAAAAGGAAGUAAUGAGAGUGAAGAUAGUGGUGAUGACAAAUAUCUUAUUGCUACUUCAGAACAACCAAUAGCAGGUUUUCAUAAAGAUGAAUGGUUGGGAGCAGAAGAUCUUCCUAUAAAAUAUUCCGGUUUUUCAACAUGUUUCCGUCAAGAGGCAGGUUCACAUGGUCGUGAUACUCGUGGAAUAUUUCGUGUACAUCAAUUUGAAAAAGUUGAACAAUUUGUAAUAUGUUCUCCACGUGAUAAUAUUUCAUGGGAAAUGUUUGAUGAAAUGAUUAAAAAUGCUGAAACAUUUUAUCAAGCUUUAAAAAUUCCUUAUCGUAUUGUUAAUAUUGUUUCUGGAGAAUUAAAUUUAGCAGCUUCAAAAAAAUAUGAUCUUGAAGCAUGGUUCCCAGGUUCAAAAGCUUUUAGAGAACUUGUAUCAUGUUCUAAUUGUACUGAUUAUCAAGCUCGUAACCUUAAAAUUAGAUUUGGAAGAUCUAAAAAAAAUAAUAGAGAGAUUGAAUAUGUUCAUAUGCUUAAUUCUACUAUGUGUGCAACGACACGUGCUAUGUGUGCUAUUAUGGAGAAUUACCAAACUCCAGAUGGUAUUUUGGUUCCAGAUGUUUUAAAACCAUGGAUGCCAAAAAAAUAUAAAGAAAUCCUUCCAUUUGUCAAAGCAGCACCAAUUGAUAUUGAAUCUUUAAAGACAAAAGACAAGAAAUAA
Molecule: messenger RNA, 1464 nt
Organism: Strongyloides ratti
Lineage: Eukaryota; Metazoa; Nematoda; Chromadorea; Rhabditida; Strongyloididae
Product: Seryl-tRNA synthetase
Exons: 2
Coding region: 1-1464 (487 amino acids)
Biological process (GO): seryl-tRNA aminoacylation
Cellular component (GO): cytosol
Molecular function (GO): tRNA binding; ATP binding; serine-tRNA ligase activity
Source: RefSeq, a predicted model, not a curated record